This is a messenger RNA of Oldenlandia corymbosa var. corymbosa, 2533 nucleotides long. NCBI's taxonomy places the organism in Eukaryota, Viridiplantae, Streptophyta, Magnoliopsida, Gentianales, Rubiaceae. The record is from the annotation of a GenBank genome assembly.
GAGGCGAUGACCUGACACAAAACGCAAUUUUCUCAGUAAUCCGCCUGAGUUCUUAAAUGGGUCGGGUUAUAGAUUCCAACGUAAUCCACUCCCAGAAAUAGAAUUUGCCCACUAUUCGCUAAACCCGCACUUCCCAUGGAGGUCGCCACCAUGGCUUCCCAUAUGUUCCCGGCAACCAGGAUGAAGCUGUCUUCUUCGUUGUCUUCACGCGCUUCAGCUCCUUCCUCUUUGCCGAAGCUCUCUCUAUCUACGAGUUUCCUCUCUCCUUCUGUUGUAGGCUCCGUUUCCGCUGACUUCUCCGGCCAUAGGAUCCGACCCGCUUCUCUCAACCCUUACAAACCUUCCGGCUCCGGUGCCAAACGCGGCGUUGUUACCAUGGUCAUUCCCUUUUCCAGAGGAAGUGCAUGGGAGCAGCCCCCUCCAGAUUUAGCUUCUUACUUAUACAAGAACAGAAUCGUGUACUUGGGCAUGUCUCUAGUUCCAUCCGUCACAGAACUAAUAUUGGCUGAAUUUCUUUACCUUCAAUAUGAAGAUGAGCAAAAGCCUAUCUAUCUUUACAUAAAUUCGACCGGGACAACCAAGGACGGAGAGAAGCUGGGAUAUGAGACAGAGGCUUUCGCAAUUUAUGAUGUAAUGGGCUAUGUUAAGCCCCCAAUAUUUACAUUAUGUGUUGGGAAUGCUUGGGGAGAAGCUGCCUUGCUUUUGGCUGCUGGUGCAAAAGGAAAUCGUUCUGCCUUGCCCUCAUCAACGAUCAUGAUAAAGCAGCCCAUUGGUCGAUUUCAAGGUCAAGCAACAGAUGUCGACCUUAUGAGGAAAGAAGUGAAAAAUGUGAAGGCAGAAUUGGUCAAACUAUACUCAAAACACACAGGAAAAUCAGUUGAGCAGAUUGAAGCUGACAUAAGGCGGCCAAAAUAUUUCAGUCCAAGCGAGGCAGUUGAAUAUGGGAUCAUUGAUAAGGUUCUUUACAAUGAAAGGGGCAGUGAAGAUAGAGGAGUUGUGUCUGAUUUGAGGAAAGCACAACUUAUUAAUUGAGUUAGAACUCAACACUCGUCAGAGCUUUUGCAAUGAGGAACAACAUGGAUGGGGGUAGCCUGAAAUUAUCCUUACUGUGUACAUUCUUUAAGGACGAGUGAGGCUGUUCCAUUAAAGAAAUGAGAAUCCCUUUUGGGAUCCAAAGUUAUGAACCAUGUUCGACUUCUACCGGCAAUUCAUACACAAGGCUAUUACUCUCUGUAAACUCUUUUUUAAAUGCCUAAGUUUAGUUUUUCUUGAUUAUUAUUCUCAUGUUUGUGUGGUAGUUGUACUCUAUUUUGUAACACUCAUCUUCUUAGUCCCAUAUUGUCCAUUUAGCCAAUCCUUCAAUUACCUACCGUGCAGCUUAUUAUUCCAGGUUUAUCUGAUUUUCUUAUAUGUAGUAUUCAGUCAUCAUGCUGAGUUUUGCUGAGAUUUACCCCUAUUUCAUUAAUUUGAACUAAUAAUUGUAACAUGGCUGGUAGGCACUUGGCACAUUGUCUAGAUUCUCUAGAAUUUCCAAUUGCUUGUUCUUUUCGAAGGACUCACGCCACACCACCAUUACCAUAAUGCUUCAUCCUUCUUUUGGCAAAAUUUAGGGCAUUUGGACAUCUGGAAAGGUGAGAGUAGGGGGUUGAUUUUGACUUCUGUUGGUGUUUGCUCUACUUUAUGUGGGCCUUUCUUGGUGUUCAGUUAGAUCUGCUCAUUUAUUGGUGGUAAAUAGUAACCUAUCAUUGCUGAGCUCACUCUUUACUUUGAAGUUACUACCUUUUCUGCUCCCUGGCAUUCUUACAAGUGUUCAAACGUGCUGAGUUUUAAGUAAAAGUAUAGAAAUGCCCAGAAAACUAGUUUGUUUCAACGGCGUACAUAAUUUCUUUGCUCUUAUUAGUGAUCUCUGGACCCGGUGAGGCUAUGACUCAAAGCCAGUUGUUUCCACCAUUUUCAUAUAUUGAAAGUGGUUUUCUAUAGUUUUUUUAAUUCUGCCCCUGUAUCUCUUGUUCCUAAUAUUUGUGCAUCUAACUGUAUGGUGUAUGAGCGGCGUCGUUUUCUCUUAUGAUGUGAAUUAUACACAUUCAUUUUGGUGUACAUUUCAUUAGUGAAAUCAAAUUAGCGUACAGAAACUGUGAUGAAGAUUUCAUUUUUGUUUAAAGAAUGCAUUAUUUUUUGUUUGAAUUAACUCCCUUCCUAAGGGUUAGAAAACUUGUUUGUCAAGUGAAUAUAAAGCAGAUACUGCACAAGUCAUUAUGAUUUUGUCUUUAGUACGAUCACUGCUUUUUGUUUAUGGAUUAUUUUACUUUUUCAAAUGUAAGCAUGUUAGAUGUCUGAAGAACACAACAAAGAAAGAUCGAUUGAUUGCAUUUGGGUGAGCGAUGGACGGACCAGAUUGGAGGUCACCAACACCAAAGCUACGCCAAAUUUGAUUGGGAAAAUCGUAUGUGUCUACUUUCGUAUUAUACGUGUCAGAUCAAAGAACAAAUGGUCAUUUCUACCUAUAAACUAAUGAGGAGGGGGGAAUUCUGAC